CACUUAUUGUCUGCACACAAACAAAAGAAAGAGAAGAGGAAAGGAAAGGAAAAGAGAGAGAAGAACAUGGACAGAGAUGGAACGUCACAUAUUAAUGAGGAAAAGGCACACAUUCUAGUAGUGACAUAUCCCAUACAGGGCCACAUCAACCCACUCCUCCAAUUCUCUAAGCGCUUAGCUUCAAAAGGGCCAAAGGUCACUCUCAUCAUCCCUUCCACCACCAUCAGAUUCCCCGCGAAUGCCAGCACGAGCUUGAUCUCGGUUGCAUACAUCCCCGACGGGCACGAGGAGGGAGAGAUCCUAAGUGUCGAUGAAGAACUCAAGCAAUUUCGAGCUGUCGUCUCUCGAACCUUAGGAGAUUUUAUUCAGGAACAGGUCGAGUCCAAAUUCCCACCCACGGUCCUAGUAUACGAUGCGGUCAUGGUAUGGGCCUUGGACAUAGCCCGUGAGCAAGGGUUGCAUGGGGCCCCAUUCUUCACCCAGUCAUGUGUGGUUAACGCCAUAUACCAUUUGGUGCAUCAUGGCCUGGUUAAGAUUCCGGUGCUGGGACCAUUCAGUUUGAUCCCAUCAGCACCCCUGCUUGAAGUGAGUGAACUCCCAUCGUUGGUUACCAACACUGAAUUAUACCCGGUAUUGAUGUCGAUGGUCAUCGGCCAGUUCUCAAACUUGAAGGGAGCCAAGUGGAUUCUGGUCAAUACUUUCUUUGAGCUCGAAGAGCAGGCGGUAAAGUGGAUGAGGACCCAAUAUCCAAUCAUGACUAUUGGGCCAACAAUCCCAUCAAUCUACUUGGAUCAGAGACUGGAAGAUGACAAAGAUUAUGGGCUCAGCCUCUUCAAGCCCGAAGUGGAAGCAUCCAUGAAGUGGCUUGACUCCAAGGAAGCAGCUUCAGUCAUCUAUGUAUCUUUUGGGAGCUUAGCUUCUCUGGGAGAAGAGCAAAUGGAGGAGCUAGCCUGGGGACUCAAAAACAGCAAAAUCCAUUUCCUAUGGGUGGUCAGGGAAUCGGAGAAGAAGAAACUCCCGGCUGGCUUCCUAGAUGAAAUUGCGCCAUCGGACAUGGGUUUGGUCGUGGGCUGGUGCUCACAACUUGAAGUACUAGCCCAUAAAGCGGUAGGGUGCUUCGUGACUCACUGCGGGUGGAACUCGACACUGGAAGCCUUGUGCUUGGGAGUGCCAUUGGUGGCAAUGGCUCAGUGGACGGACCAGCCCACGAAUGCGAAGUUCAUCGAGGACGUGUGGAAGGUUGGGCUCAGGGUCAAGACCGGUGAGAAGGGCACUGCAAGUAGGGAAGCAAUUGAGGCCUGUGUUAGGGAGAUGAUGGAAGGGGAGAAAGGCAAAGAGAUCAGGAGGAAUUCUUUGAAGUGGAGAGAGUUGGCCAAACGAGCAGUCGGUGAAGGAGGGAGUUCGGAUAAGAACAUCGCUGAGCUUGUUGCUGAACUUGUAUGACAUUGACAUGUCCAUGGCACAAAACACAAGGAUUGCAUGGAUCAAUGGAUCUUGUAUGUGACACACAUGACAAUUAUUCAUGGGUUCUGUUCUAAAUUAGUACUCAUUCCGAACCCAUUAGGUGCUCUGAUAGGCCCUAGAUGUACUAUCCGCCGAAUAAGAAAUUUCAUUUGAAGCUGAAUUCCGAGUUUUAGGCAUCAAAGUACUCAGCACACAGCAAAAGAACUUUCUCUCCUCAUUAUGUGUGUAUCAGUUAUGAAACAUACCUUGAUGCUGUCCCUCUUUUGUUUUUUGGAUGAAUUUGAAGCUGUUCCUCUGUUUUACCUUUCUC
Punica granatum (pomegranate) is the source of this 1774-nucleotide messenger RNA. The record is from RefSeq and is a predicted model, not a curated record. NCBI's taxonomy places the organism in Eukaryota, Viridiplantae, Streptophyta, Magnoliopsida, Myrtales, Lythraceae.